GAAAAAAGAUCCUGAAAAAACAUAACAAACACCAUAAUGUUUGCAUACAUGUUUGUUUCAGGAUUGUUAUCUGUUUGUACUAUUGCUCUAUGUUGCUAUUUUCAGGUUCCAAAGACACAAUGAGAAUAAUUACAAAUUUUGUACAUAAAACUUUACCAAGAUGGCAGCAGAAUUAUAUUAUUACUACAUUUAAAAGUAGUUUAAGUCAACAACCUCACCCCAACUUUCAAUCACAUCGAAGAGGAAACAUAAUAAAACCUGUCUUGUUUACAUUUGGGGUUAGCGCUGGUGCAUUUGGCGGUUGUGCCAUUUUACAAUAUGAACGUUUAAAAAGUAACCACAAUGUGCAUCCAGGAAGGAGAUUUUAUGGAGAGAAAGGAGUUCAGUUUCGUAAACAGUUGAACAGAUGGUGGAAUAAUUUGCAUGAAGGUCAGAAAGUUGCAGCUAGUAUUAUUGGUAUUAACUUACUGGUAUUUACUUGCUGGCAAUUUCCAGUCAAUCGUGUUUUUAUGACCAAAUGGUUUACCUCUACGCCACUUCUCAGAAAGUCAUCCCCACUAUUGUGGUCAUGUUUCAGUCAUUCAGAAAUCUGGCAUAUUGGGGCAAAUAUGUUUGUGUUAUGGAGUUUUUCCCCUCUUAUCCAAUCCCUGCUUGGUACCGAACAAUUUAUUGCAUUUUAUAUUGCUGGCGGUACAUUCGCGUCACUAGCAAGUCACUGUUUUAAAGUUGCAACAGCGUUAUCUGUACCAUCUUUAGGAGCUUCAGGAGCCUUGUUAGCCGUGUUGGCUGCUUGUUGUAUUGAAAGACCCGAUGCACAGUUGUCCAUUUUAUUUUUACCUUUUUUCACAUUCUCGGCUCAAACAGCCUUGUAUAGCAUUAUAGCACUGGAUGUUACUGGAUUAUUGUUACGAUGGAAACUUUUUGAUCAUGCAUGUCAUUUAGGUGGAACAAUGUUUGGAAGUUGGUAUGUUAUGUAUGGACAUAAAGUGACAUGGGAUAAAAGAGGGCCACUGAUAAGUUGGUGGCAUAGUAUUCGAAAAGAGAAAUAAGACAAAAUAAAUUCAAUUAUUUAGUCAUUAGGAUAUUUAGACAUUUUUAUAUAGCUUGCUGUUGUCUUUUAAUGAUACUUUGUAAACAUUGUCUAUAUAGACUAUAUUUGUAAAUUCCUUUAUUACUGGUAAGAUCUAAAAACAUUUCAUUGCAGUAAAAAUUUUUAGGAUGUUUGACAUGGACAUUUUAGUGUGGCUAAAUAUUAAACAAUUUGAUAUGUUUUUAAUUAGUAUAGUAAAGGAUUCGAUACAGCCGCACAAUUUCACUAAAACUGUCUAAAAAGUUGUUUUUCUACUUCAAUUUUUUAUGUGGGUAAUUUCUCUAUUUGCUCUAUUUAUAAGUUGGCAAUUAAUGAGUGCUAACGUGAAUUUAAAAGACUGAGAAGUGGACAAAUAAAACGUUGUGGGUAUGCUCAGUCUCUGUUCUCAUCAGCUAAUGUAAGAAGUGGGUCUAUCACCCUUCCAGCUGCAUUAAAGACUGCAAAUGUUGUUAUAUUUUCCAGGUCCAGUUUAGUGCAACAUUAAUCUAACAUUUGUAGAUGAAUUUCCUGUAACUGACAUUCUUGCAGCACAAAUCAUGCUUUAACUUUCUUACCAGGUGCCACCAAAAUUCUGUGGCAUCUAGUAAACUCAUUUAAUCAUGACUCUCUUGUUAAUUACCAAGUAUACCACUUUACUUUUUUCAUAAACAUUUGCUUUUUCAAGCAAGAUGCAGAUAUGGUACACCUCUUAAUUACACUUCUGAUAAAUUAACCCCUGUCAGUAUCUUCCAACACCUUGCUGUAUUUCUUCCCUUAUUCCAGUUUUUGUGUUUUCAUUUACACCCUGUACACAUCUAUCCCGUACGAUAAGACUUAAAAUUAUUCUUGAUAAUAAAUAGGGCUAAAUUUUUUUUUAUUUUUUAUUAGCAGAUUGCAUGUACUUAAAUGUUUAGAUGAGUGAAAUGUCUUAACUUAAAUCAAAUUUCACAGCAGCUUGGAUUGGAACUAUAACUUGUAAUGCGUAACUACGAGUUCUGUCAUUUUUUUGCUUUUAAAGAUGGAUUAAUUUCAGAGAAUUUGAGAAUUACAAUCAUGUACCAAAUAAUUAGCUUAGGUCAGUAAAUUAUUAUCGUGAUCGUGAAAUUGUUUACCUUGUAAAUGGUACACUUUUUAUCUUCUCUAUGUUUCACAGAUACAUUUGCAUUAUAUAAGCAUAUUUUUAUUACUUUGUAAUUUAUGCUUUGUAUAACGAUGAAAUUCAUCCCAUUUUGAUUAUAAAAUGUAGUAUAAAAAAAUCAUAGUACAUUCUGUUUUUCUUAUGA
Molecule: messenger RNA, 2352 nt
Organism: Hydractinia symbiolongicarpus
Lineage: Eukaryota; Metazoa; Cnidaria; Hydrozoa; Anthoathecata; Hydractiniidae
Product: presenilins-associated rhomboid-like protein, mitochondrial
Exons: 1
Coding region: 90-1049 (319 amino acids)
Cellular component (GO): membrane
Molecular function (GO): serine-type endopeptidase activity
Source: RefSeq, a predicted model, not a curated record